Messenger RNA from Argentina anserina (silverweed cinquefoil), 2500 nucleotides. Its product is annotated as DNA cross-link repair protein SNM1. The transcript has 10 exons. Bases 239 to 2326 code for a protein of 695 amino acids. Gene Ontology annotation, biological process: interstrand cross-link repair; double-strand break repair via nonhomologous end joining. Gene Ontology annotation, molecular function: damaged DNA binding; 5'-3' DNA exonuclease activity; protein binding. The record is from RefSeq and is a predicted model, not a curated record. NCBI's taxonomy places the organism in Eukaryota, Viridiplantae, Streptophyta, Magnoliopsida, Rosales, Rosaceae.
UAAUUGAGAUUUGAGAAUAUGAAAAUACUUCAUAUUAAGGUUUGUUGCGAAAAAGGUCAAAGAUAUUACUGAAUGGGUGCGGCGUAUUAAAGCCGUUGGAUUAAUUGAAUGGAAAAAUUAAUCUCUCAUUCUGGAUCCGCCUUCAGGCGCGCCGAAGCCAAAUCGACUCACUUUGGUUUUCCCUCCGUUUAAUGUCAACAAAAUUCAAAGAUCACAACUUUACAGUUUCUCCGGACUUAUGGCCUCCAACUCCAACUUCAAACCUUCAUUCAAUCCCACACAAUACUACCACGACGACGACGACGACGAUUUCCAAACCCCACUCACCCAAACCGCCGCAGCUCGCCGCAACCCCUCCAAAAAGCCCAAGCUCUCCGCCGCCAACCCCAUUGCUCCCGGCAAGGAAAACAUUCCGCCAAUCCAAGACUGCAGCUUGGACUCCCUACCCGAAAGCCUCGACUUUUUCCCGGCCGCUGACGUCACUCCUCAUGCGGGGAAUGAGAAGGGGCUGUCGAAACUCAAAGGGGGCUACCUGCGGAAUUCGAUAGAGUCUAGGCUGAUUAAGGCUGGAGGCGAUUGGGGUUUUGGUUAUGGUGAUGAUGAUGAUGGGGAUGAGUUUGAGGAGAUUGAUGAGCUGCUGAGGCUGAAUGGGGCUGAGGAAGAAGGAGGUGACGGGAUUGUGGAGGAUGAGAAUGUCGGUUUGGUUUUGUGUCCUCUAUGUGGGGUUGAUAUUUCUGAGCUGGGUAAUGAAGAUAGAGAGGUUCAUACCAAUGCUUGUCUCGACAAACAAGAAGUCGAGCCUUUGGAUGAACCCAAGGGGAUUGAGAUCGAUGGUGAGGCGAUGGGGGCGAGAGUUCGUGGGCUAGUUAUUGAGUGGAUAAGGGGUCUUGGUUUGGAGAAGUAUGAGGAUAUUUUUGUGAGGGAGGAGAUUGAUUGGGAUGCGCUGCAGUGGCUUACUGAAGAGGAUUUGAUUAAUAUUGGCAUUACGACACUUGGUCCGCGGAAGAAGAUUAUGCAUGCAAUUGCUCAACUUAGAGAAGGGACUAGUAGUGGAGCUCAAGCGCAAACUGCACAACCAAGAAACAGGAGUGUUAAUGGAGUCGAGGUGCUCAAUGAUAGUUUUGAAGGAGGAGCAGUUGGUAAUAGUUGUAAAUCAGCUUCAAACAAGUUGAUUACAGAUUACUUUUCAGGAUUUUGUGGUGCUAGGAAGCAGGUCGGCAGCACCUCUAAAGAACAGCCAAGGGCAGAAAAGCGUCGGUCAGGUUCUAGUGGUAAAGGUCCUGCUGUGAAAAAUCAUGCGACAAAUAGGAAACUCAGGGAUGUUCCCUUGUGGUGCUGCGUACCAGGAACACCAUUUCGAGUGGAUGCUUUUAAAUAUCUUAGACGAGAUUGUUCUCAUUGGUUUCUCACUCACUUUCACAUGGAUCAUUAUCAAGGUCUAACAAAGUCAUUUUGUCAUGGAAAGAUCUACUGCUCCUCCAUUACAGCUAAGCUUGUAAACAUGAAGCUUGGCAUUCCAUGGGACAACAUACAAGUAGUACCCCUUAACCAAAAAAUCAAUAUUGCAGGUGUUGGUGUUACAUGCUUGGAUGCAAACCACUGUCCUGGUUCUAUAAUUAUACUCUUUGAACCUCCCAGCAGUAAGGCUGUUCUACAUACAGGGGACUUUCGCUUUAGUGAGGAUGCAGCAAGCAUGUCUGUUGUCCGAACAUCUUCUAUUCAUACCCUUAUCCUUGAUACCACUUACUGUAACCCACAGUAUGACUUUCCGAAGCAGGAGGCUGUAAUUCAGUUUGUCAUCGAUGCAAUCCAAGCUGAAACUUUCAACCCUAGAACUCUAUUUCUGAUUGGCAGCUACACAAUUGGAAAGGAACGCCUUUACUUGGAGGUUGCUCGUGUGCUCCGGAAAAAGAUAUAUGUCACUGCUGGAAAGCUGCACAUUUUAAAAUGUUUGGACUUCCCUGAGGAGGAUAUGCAGUGGUUUACAUUGAAUGAACAUGAAAGCCAAAUUCAUGCGGUGCCAAUGUGGACGCUAGCAAGCUUCAAGCGACUGAAGCAUGUAUCAAAUCAAUAUGCGAGUCGAUACAGCCUUAUUGUUGCUUUCUCUCCAACUGGCUGGAGUUUUGGUAAAGGAAAGAAGAAGUCUCCUGGAAGACGAUGGCAGCAGGGUACCAUUAUAAGGUAUGAGGUGCCAUACAGUGAGCAUUCGAGCUUUACAGAACUCAGGCAGUUUGUUAAGCUUGUGUCUCCCGUACAGAUAAUACCGAGCGUGAACAACCAUGGCCCUGAUUCAGCAAAAUCCAUGAUUUCCCUUCUGUCUUCUUAAUUCUUUGUCCAUAAUAAUUCCCGCUGUAUCAUCACAAACAUAUGUAUAAAAUCUGUAAUACUACUUGUAUUGCUGUUCUGUAGUGAACGUUACAUUCCAACAAAUAUAAGAGUGCCAGUGGGGGACUUGAUUUCUUUGUUUGAUGAUAAUGAAAGGAAAGACCCAGCAACUUGC